UUGAAGCGAUUCUGUUAAUCGACGUUUAGAGGUCGUUUUAACUGCAAUGAUGCUUCGUUACUCCAGCUUCUGUUAUCAUUUGGCCAACUGCAAAUGUAUGUGAACAAGCUAUGCGAUCGUAGAAAACAACGUGAAAAGGUAUAUACGGAAAAGACAAGUGAAAACGGAAAUUUCAGAAGAUGUUUUUUGGAAGUUUUGGCGUCUUUGGACGCUUCAAUUCCGGAUUUGAAGCGUGUUUGAGAGGAGUUUAGGCCUGAACCGCCUCAUUUGGCCCGAUUAUCGUUGGUUUUUAAGUUCGUUGUAUCGUACUUUGUACCUGAUUUUGAUUCCUGUGAUGUUUUGAGCAUCGUGCGUAGCUCACGCACGAGUGAUUCUUCUGUUUUGUCCUUGUUUUUUAGCGAGUAUUUGUACGUGUUAAGGUCGUGCAAAGUUUCUAAGUGGAAAUUAAAAUGCUCGGAGCAGCGUCGCCAAAACGGACAAGUCCCGGCCAGUGUUGCAGAAUAAAGCUGAGAACGAGCUCCGGCAUCGUCACCUUGAUGUGCCGGAAGAAUAGUAACAUUUCCACUCAAGAAAAGGGUGAUCUAAUCUACGGCGAGCUCCCAGACCUGCCGGACUGGAGAGAAGCGCAGCAUAUCAUAGCUACUGGAUCGCAAGAUUCUGAUUAUUUGAGCCUUCCGCCUGAUUAUUCGGUCUAUGAAUUUUGGUCAGAGCUGGCGGACCUAGGGUUUGACGAAGGCGGAAGAAGCUGCGAACUUCCUGAUUUUCCGGAAAUGGACGCCGAUUUCGAUUUCUUGUGGAGAAUUGACGACGAUGUCCUGAAGUUUGAAGAUGCAGAAGAUUUUGGUGAAGAAUUGAAGGAUUUGGAGGUAGAGAAGGAGAUAAAGUGGAUGGAUUUCUUGAAUCCUUGUAGUUUUCAUAGUUUUGAUGACCAGACCAUUCAGAUGAUUCCCUUGCCUCUCGGAUCCCACCAGCCGGAAUCGGAAAUUGUUAAAGUGGAGUCAAAUAAUGAGAGCUCCAUAAUUCCUUCGAGCUCUAUGCAGCUUUUCCCUGAACAUGAAGCAGAAAUCGUAAGCUCUGACGACUGUAUGAUGUUCAAGAAAGCUUCCACGUCUGCGAGGAGCCACAAGAAAACAAGGCUGAAUCCCGCGGUAGCGCGGAGUCAUUUUGGCGCAAGCUUCAAGCCGCAGAAAAUUUCAGCAGAAACGGAUGAUUUGCAGAAAACAUUCCGUUAUGAAGACCUCGAAUGCAGCGAGGUACUGUCAGAAAGCGAUUCUGAAGGAGAAUCCGUCGAAAAUCACCGUGUAAAGCCUUCUUCCAGACGCCCGAAGAGGAAAAUGGGUGGCUGUAUCAACAGAAACCAUCUUCCCGAGCAGGCGGUGAACGUGCUGAAAGCGUGGAUGGACAAGCACAUGAGCAAUCCUUAUGCCACGAAGGAGGAGAAGGUUGAGCUAGUUAAGCUCAGCGGUUUGACACUUCACCAGGUGGAGAACUGGCUUUCGAAUACGAGGUACAGAUUCAAGAUUCAGAAGGCGCGGUCUGCAACAAAAGAUUAUGCAGAGGUCACCAGUUCAAACCCCGUCCGUAAAACGCUCGUUGCAAGGAACAAAAAGAAAUACUUUUUCCUCUGGUAAGGGGAAAAAAUACAUCAGACUUAAGUGAGGCAAAUAAAUUUGUCUCAAAUGCCUAAAUAGUACUUAAUUUUCUUUGAUUCUAUAGUUUAAGUACUCAUGAGAUCACCGCCAUUGUUUUUCUUUCAAUAAAGUCAAAACUGUUAUAGCCAUUUAGACUUGAUUAUAGCACAAUAGUAGGAAACUAUACUGUUGAGGAGAUGAAAUAAUGAUGACUGUGGUGCUCUCCUCUAAAUAAGUUGUCCCUUCCCAAAGGAAAAAAUGCUAUCAUUACAGUAGCAUCUUCUGCAUGGAUAUAACUGAAAGCAUAGAAAUCAAGCUGGUUAAGCUUUAAAAUGUAUGAGGAGCAUAUUCUGAAUAUUAAUGAAACUCAAAAGAAUUAAUAAUAAAAAUUCUAUUAUCAUUCA
Messenger RNA from Cryptomeria japonica (Japanese cedar), 2035 nucleotides. RefSeq lists its product as uncharacterized. The transcript has 4 exons. The record is from RefSeq and is a predicted model, not a curated record. Lineage: Eukaryota; Viridiplantae; Streptophyta; Pinopsida; Cupressales; Cupressaceae. The coding region runs from base 450 to 1631 and encodes 393 amino acids. Gene Ontology annotation, biological process: regulation of DNA-templated transcription. Gene Ontology annotation, molecular function: DNA binding.